AUGAGACCUGCAACUCAUGAGGACUCAGAUCUUUUUUACUCUGAAAAUUCCAGUGUAGAUGACAGUACAGACAUUAAAGAUGACAUCAGACAAAAACCUACACCAUUUGCAAUGAGUGAACAACGUUCCACUUGUGCCACAACAUUCAAAAGAGCAAAAAACACCAUAGCUAGAAGGAAGAUUGCUGAGCACUCAGAGGUUUUUGAUUCGAGCGAAGAUGAGUUAUCUGAAGUCAGUGAGGAAGAGUACAUUCCUGACACAUCACAAGAGAGUAGCGCAUCAGAUAGUAGCACAAGCCUUACUGUUUCACCUAAAGGUAAAGGAAAGCUCCAGACUAUUCCAGUCCAGUGCAGUUCAGCUGAGAACAGAAGUACAAACUACAAUCCUCAAAGCAGCUGUGACUUGGGGAGCUUCCAGAGCCAUGGCGCAGCCUCAUUUCCUGACAGCACAAGUUCAGUGAUUAUCCCAGCUAUCAUUAAAAAGAGGGAUGGACUGAGAAUGUAUAGCAAGAGACAACAUUGCUUUUUUUGUGACCGGGCUUUUACAAAAAUUGCUAGACACCUAGAGCGCAAGCAUAGCAAUGAAGUAGAGGUAGCAAAGGCUCUAAGUCAUCCAAAGGGCUCCAAACAAAGGAGAAUGCAGCUUGAGUAUCUACGCAACAAAGGUAACUUUGCUUACAAUGCUACUGUUAUUAAUACAGGCUCAGGACAGAUGAUUCCACGGAAACUGCCUAAAAAGACUUUGGAUGGAGAAAAAUUUAUGCAUUGCAUUUACUGCCAAGGACUCUUCUUAAAGAAAACCCUGUGGCGACAUGUGAAAGUUUGCAAAUUCAAGCCUUCUGACGUGAAACCCAAACCUGGAAAAACCCGUGUGCAGGCUCUUUGUAGCUUUGCACAGCCUCCCCCACCAGGAGUAACUCAUGGUGUUUGGAAGCUGUUAAAUGCUAUGAACCAAGACCAAGUGGCACUUGAAGCCAGAAAUGACUGGUGCAUUUUAGAGCUUGGAAAGCAUCUUUACAACAAGUAUGGAUCAAGAGUUAAAAUGCAUGAAUACAUCCGUCAAAAGAUGAGAGAGCUUGGAAGACUCCUUAUAUGUACUAGAGAGGUAACACCCCUUACAUCUAUUAAAGAGCUCAUCCAUCCCACAAACUUUAUGCAUGCCGUUAAUGCAGUUAAAAGAACAGCUGGAUACAUUGAAGAGACCAAUAUAUAUGAAAAGGCUAGUGUUGCUGUGAAACUUGGACAUAGUCUGAACAAAAUCGCAAUGCUUAUUGAGAGCCAUUCUACCAUCAAUGGAGACAAAGCAAGUGCAGAAUUUGCGAGCAGCUUCCAACAGCUGUAUCAAACCCGAUGGCCCGAGUACAUUUCUUCAACAGCCCGGCGUACAAUGGAAGAAGCCAAGUGGAACUGCCCACAUUUGCUCCCGUUCACUGAAGAUGUUAAACGUCUCCAUGUUUAUCUUGAUGAGCAAGAGAAAAUUUACCGCAAACUUUUGUCAACACAGCCAUCAUCUCAGCAUUGGUCAAAAUUGGCCAAGGUUAUAUUGACUCAGGUUAUGCUUUUUAAUCGUAGGCGAGAAGGGGAAGUGUCACAAAUGCCUUUGUCCGCAUACACCUCCAGCAACCAAUCAGAAGCUCAUCCGGAUAUUAGCAUGGCCCUCACAGAGUUGGAAAUUAAGCUGUGUCAAUACUUCAAGCGUAUAGAGAUCAGAGGCAAAAGAGGCAGAAAGGUUCCAGUGCUUGUUACUCCUUCAAUGCAAGAGUCGAUCAGCCUGCUAAUUAAAAACCGGAGCAAGUGUGGAGUACUGAAUGAGAACCCCUUUCUCUUCGCACGUCCGUCUGCAAUGACCUUUUUCAGAGGCUCUGACUGCAUCCGUGAAUUUGCAGGUGCAUGCAAUGCUAAGAAUCCUCAAACUCUAACUUCCACCAAGUUGAGGAAACAGAUUGGUACCCUCUCUGAAGUUUUAAAUUUGAGUAACACUGAGCUCGAUCAGCUGGCUGACUUCUUAGGCCAUGAUAUUAGGAUACAUCGUCAGUUUUACCGCUUGCCUGAGGGGACCCUUCAGCUGGCCAAAAUGAGCAAAAUUCUUCUGGCCCUCGAAAAAGGACGCUUGGCAGACUUUAAAGGGAAAAAUCUUGAUGAAAUCAUCAUUGAUCCAGAAGAGAACGUUACAGUGGACAGUGAUUUAGAGGAGUCUACUUCCAAUCCGAAAGAGUGCACUACAGUAUCAUCACCACAGCACACUGAAUGUGAAGACAGCACACUUCCAGUAAACCCAGUGUCCAAAAAAAAGAGAGGUCACAUCAAAAGGACAGCCUGGAACAAAAAUGAAAUCCAUGCGGUAGAGAAACACAUGAUGAGAUUUAUAAAGAACCGCAAAGUUCCAGGGAAGGCAGACUGCGUAAGGUGUUUGGAAGCUGAACCAUCUGCUCUAAAACAUAGAGAAUGGUCAGCUCUCAAGUUUUAUAUCAAAAAUCGAAUCUCCGCUCUGCAAAGAAAAGAUGUAGCACACUAAUAUUGACACCAUGUUGAGUGUUCGUCACCAGGUAAUAUCUUAAUCUUGCCUAAAUGAAUUUGUUGAUUCAGUUCUUUUACAAAUGUUUUUAAAGUGUUUCAAAUAACUUUUAUACUGCAGUUAAUGAUUUGUUUUUUUUUAGCCAGUUUUCAUCAUCAACUUUUUUAAAUGCCAAAUGUUUACUAUAAACGCAGGCAUGCAAAAGUUUCAUGCUGAAGUUUCUUUACUUAUUGACGAUACGUUUUGAGAAACGGUUUAGAAG
This is a messenger RNA of Rhinichthys klamathensis goyatoka, 2776 nucleotides long. RefSeq lists its product as uncharacterized. Bases 1 to 2514 code for a protein of 837 amino acids. NCBI's taxonomy places the organism in Eukaryota, Metazoa, Chordata, Actinopteri, Cypriniformes, Leuciscidae. The record is from RefSeq and is a predicted model, not a curated record. The transcript is spliced from 5 exons.